Messenger RNA from Volvox carteri f. nagariensis, 2811 nucleotides. RefSeq lists its product as uncharacterized. Gene Ontology annotation, biological process: vesicle-mediated transport. Gene Ontology annotation, molecular function: small GTPase binding; guanyl-nucleotide exchange factor activity. The transcript is spliced from 11 exons. NCBI's taxonomy places the organism in Eukaryota, Viridiplantae, Chlorophyta, Chlorophyceae, Chlamydomonadales, Volvocaceae. The record is from RefSeq and is a predicted model, not a curated record. Gene Ontology annotation, cellular component: cytosol; endocytic vesicle. The annotation marks the transcript as partial.
AUGGCGGACCCUGAACUGUUUCAGGCUUCUACAUCGCAGCUUUCAUUUGAGAAAUUUAUUAACACAAUCAAUCAGGAUCAGGCGAAAGAUUUGGUCCGAAGUAUAAACCAAUUUAUGAAAAAGUUCAGAUCGCGUCCCCCUGUCAACGAAAUCGACUCCCGGGAAGUGCAAGAAUUUCUUACCUCGAUGGAGCAGUCUUUUGCUCGGCAUCCAUUGUGGGCCGGCAGCACACGCUCGGAGCUGGACAAUGCUGUUGAGGGCCUCGAAAAGUACCUUCUGACAAAGCUGUACGACAGAACGUUUGGGCUGGAUCCCUUGGACCGCGAGCGCGAUGCCGUACUGUCCCGGCGGCUGGCAGCGCUGGCUGGCUUCAUAACGCCGGCUCAUCUGGAGGUUUCGGAGCAACUUCAGGUUCCUCUGGCUACCGGGGAGGGGGGCCAUGUGGUGGCAGCUAGCAAGGAACUCAAAAAGAUGUCGCUUUACAAGAGCCCCCGGGACAAGCUCGUCCAGAUCCUCAACUGUUGUAAGAUCAUCAGCGACUUCAUCACCAGCAGGCGGGCAGGAGCGGGCGCCGAUGACUUCACGCCCACCCUGAUCUACGUGACGAUAAAGGCGCAACCGGAGGCCCUGGCCUCCAACUUGUCCUUCAUUGAGCGCUACCGCCACAGCACCCGGCUGAACGGGGAGGCGUCGUACUUCUUUGUGCAGAUGCAAGGUGCGGUGGCCUUCCUGGAGACCCUGAGCCCCACCUCUCUGGCCGGGUGUGAGCCGGACGAGUUCAUAUCCCACAUGUUGGCGGCCGGGGCCAUGAGCGAGCAGGAGCUCAGCGAGGAGCAGCAGCAACUUUCCGUACAGCACCCCAUGCAGCCAACGUACUACGCCGGUUAUCCGCCCGGGACAGUGUUGUAUAGCCAGCCGAUGCCGUACUAUGUGCAGUAUGGGACGACACCUGUGGGGAUGCCGUACAGUCAACCGUGGGUGGCGGCGCCAUCGCCUGGCGCCGCGGCCCCGCCGCCGCCGCCGCCGGGCCCCCCGCCGCCGCCCCUCACUCCGCCACCGCCGCCUACCACGGCUACCGUUGCCGCCGUAGCUGCGAUACCGGCCGUACAGCAGCAGCAGAAGCAAUUUAUUCCGCCACGGCCAAAAUCGGUUUCGGAGCUGGAACGCGACGGCAUCCGUUUGGUGAUUAAGGCGGAGGCGGCGGGAGAGUUACGGGCCAAGUAUCCGUACUUGUACUGCAUCAAAGAGUCGCUGACGCUGCACGACGUGUCCCAGCUGCUCGUGUCGUACAAGGAGCUGGUGCUGCGGUACGAGACGCUGGCGCAGGCGGUUGAGAACAAUGUCGUCAAGUACUUUACGGAACUGGAGGCGUUUCAAGCGGGGCUUCCGACGGAGCCGCUGGGUACGACAGCGGCGGCGGCAUGGUCGGCGGCUCCCCCGCCGCCACCGCCACCGCCGCCGCCGUCUCAACGGCUUCCGCCAGAGCCGGGUCAAGAUCUCACCUCACGGCGUUGUGGCAAUGCACCGCCACAGCCGCCACAGCCGCCGCAAUCCCACUAUCCGUCAUCAGUGCAAAUGGCUCCCCUGGUCCCCGCCGUACAGCCGCCGCCGCCGCCGCCGCCGGAGCCCGCCCGAACCCGCUCUGCAGCCGGUGCCCGCGGCCUGGCCCUGGACCUAUCGCAGUACAUGCCGUCGUACCAGUUGGAAACCGAGGGGUAUGCGUAUGAAGCGGAGGUGAUGGCGGCCGCGGAGGCAGCGGAAGCUGCCACUGCGGCUGCUGCAGUCGUUGCUUCUCCUACGGGCAUUUCCCAGCCGGCGGCGCCGGCGGCGUCCGCCACCGCCGCCCCUUUGAUCGACCUCUUAUCCGACUACACUCCGGCGCCUCCGACGGCGACGACGACGACGCAGUCCUCCCCCUCGCCGCUUUCGCCCGCGGAGUCUGUCCAGCACUAUCAUCAUCAGCACCAGCAAGCUGACCAAGAACUACAGCAGCAGCAGCAGCAGCAGCAGCAGCUUUCCCCGUCCAUCAGUUUUGGUGGAGAGGACGAAGGUGACGAUUACAAGAAGCUGACGCCACCAGGCUCCGUACGGAACACCUCUGUCGCGGAGCUGGGCGCUGCUACUGCCGCUGCAGCAGCCGAGACAGCUCCUUCGACACAAGGUGACGACGGCGUCCUUGCCGCCAUGUAUGAGGCAGCGGCUGUGCUUGCACCGUCAGCGGCGCCCAGCGCUGAGGCGAUGUACGGCAGUUGCGAAGCUUCCGCCGGCGGCGGCGACGCCGCUGCGUCCCUCCUGUCGGAUGGCGCACCCGCGUCAUUCUCUACAGACGGACAAGGUCCAACUGACAACGGUGGCGCCGCUGCGCCGUCGCUCUUUCUAGAGGCGACUCUGUCCCCGCCACAGCCACCGCCACCGCCGCCGCUGGAGCCACUAACGCUGCCGUCAGCAUUGGCGCUGGUGUCGCCAGCGUACAGCCCCACACAUCAGGAAGAGGCGAUGCCCACCGACGCCGCUGCUGCUGGCGGCGCCGGCGAGGGCCCCGCUGCCGUUGCAUCGUCGCUGGCGGCGACGGCGGUGGCGACGGCGGCGGCUGCGGCGCCAGAGGACUUCAGUUUGUGUUUACUGCCUGACGCCCCGGGGGAGUUGCGGGACGACGAUGCGGGCGCAGGGGCCUCUCUGCCGUCGUUCUCGCUUGGCGACCACUUGGCGACCAUCAGCCCGGCGGCGGAGUUGGACACGUCAUCAUCGCCGUCAACGGCGGCGACGGCGGACCCCGCAGCUGCGCUCGUCUCAGUGGCGCCGGAGCUGGUG